AUGGCUGCGCGGGCGGCCCUGCUUCUGGGGGUGCUGCUGCUGAUUCACCGCCCCGGGGAUGCAGCUCUCCUGGAAGCCAAUGGCAACCUGAGCUGCCGCUGCGCCAAGACCACCAGGGCCUUCAUCUCCCCACGGAAAUACAGCAGCAUCGAGGUCCGGCCGGUGGGGAGCAGCUGCCGGCGCCUUGAGGUGGUGAUUAAGCUAAAAAGCCUGGAGAGGGUCUGCGUGGAUCCUGACGCCCUGUGGGUGAAGAAACUCCUGCAGGACCUCCCGCACCUGAGGAAGAAAGAGGCUCCCCGCUGAGGAAGCUGCCGCCGCUGGGACGGCCAGAUGUGCCAGGCCCCAAACUGGACCCCCCCACACCCUGCUGUCCCCUUGCUCCGGUGCGAAGGGGGGGUGCGCGCUGCUGCGUGAUGUCCUCAGCCCCUUUUUCCUUUGCGUUUUAUGCAUU
This is a messenger RNA of Chroicocephalus ridibundus (black-headed gull), 451 nucleotides long. RefSeq names its product alveolar macrophage chemotactic factor-like. The transcript is spliced from 4 exons. Gene Ontology annotation, cellular component: extracellular region. Gene Ontology annotation, molecular function: chemokine activity. Bases 1 to 303 code for a protein of 100 amino acids. Gene Ontology annotation, biological process: immune response; chemotaxis; defense response. Lineage: Eukaryota; Metazoa; Chordata; Aves; Charadriiformes; Laridae. The record is from RefSeq and is a predicted model, not a curated record.